AUGCAGGCAGACGAAAUUAUAUGGAGCACCAUAAAUCAUCAGUUCUGUUCAUUCAAAGUCAAGACGACCACACAAAACUUUUGUCGAAAUGAAUUCAAUCUGACGGGUCUAUGCAAUCGCCAGUCAUGUCCAUUGGCAAACAGUAGAUAUGCUACUGUCAGAGAAAUCGACGGAGUUGUAUACCUGUAUCAAAAGACGAUUGAACGAGCUCAUACUCCUUCCAAGUUAUGGGAACGUAUCAAGCUAUCAAAGAACUAUGCUCAAGCACUUGCAAAGAUUGAUUCAGAGCUUGAAUUCUGGCCAAAGUUUAUCGUCCACAAGUGUAAACAAAGGCUUACCAAAAUCACUCAAACUCUCAUUCGAAUGCGUCGAUUGAAACUAAAGACACAACAAAAGCUAGUAGCUGUAAAACCAAAGAUAGAACGUCGCGAAAAGACUCGAGAACGAAAAGCUCUCGCUGCAGCCCGUCUCGAAAAGGCCAUCGAAAAAGAAUUACUGGAGCGUCUCAAACGAGGUGUUUACGGUACCGAAGGAAUUGUCAAUGAGCAACAAGAAGCAUUCGCAAAAGCUCUUGAUCAAAUGGCCGAAGAUGAAGAGGAAUUGGAUGUUGAUUUCGAUGCUGAAUCUGAAACUGUUGGUACCGAAGGUGAAGAAGAAGAGGAAGAGGAGGAUGAAGAUGGAGUUGUACGAGAAUAUGUAUCUGAUUUAAGUGAUGAGGAAGAGGAAUUCGAAAUUGAGGAUCUUGUAGAGACAUUGUCUAGACGUAAACAGCAAUCACGCUUACAGCGAGAUGAUUCCGAUUCGGAAGAUUCGGAAAUGGAUGAAGAGGAUGAUGAGAAUGCUGAUAGCGAAUCACUAAUAUCUGGGUCUAGUCGGACUACUGCUACAUCUGUUGCAUCUAGUAAAGCCACCACAGCUUCGGCUGCAUCUAGUAUACGACAGAAGGGUAAACGGCCUGCUUCUGGUAAAGCUGCCAAGUCGACUCCAAAGAGACCACGUGGAGCUCGUGUUGAAGUUGAAUAUGAAGAGGAACGUGAGCCAGAUAGAACCACUCUUACAAAUGCUUCUAGACAGUGGUAA
Synchytrium microbalum is the source of this 1080-nucleotide messenger RNA. RefSeq lists its product as uncharacterized. The transcript has 8 exons. Gene Ontology annotation, biological process: maturation of LSU-rRNA; maturation of 5.8S rRNA. Gene Ontology annotation, cellular component: nucleolus; preribosome, large subunit precursor. The record is from RefSeq and is a predicted model, not a curated record. NCBI's taxonomy places the organism in Eukaryota, Fungi, Chytridiomycota, Chytridiomycetes, Synchytriales, Synchytriaceae. The coding region runs from base 1 to 1080 and encodes 359 amino acids.